AUGGCGGUCGCAGUGAGAACUUUGCAGGAGCAGCUAGAAAAGGCCAAAGAGAGCCUCAAGAACGUGGAUGAGAAUAUCCGCAAGCUCACCGGGCGGGAUCCGAACGACGUGAGGCCCAUCCAAGCCAGGUUGCUGGCCCUUUCUGGUCCUGGUGGAGGUAGAGGACGUGGUAGUUUAUUGCUGAGGCGUGGAUUCUCAGAUAGUGGAGGAGGACCCCCAGCCAAACAGAGAGACCUUGAAGGGGCAGUCAGUAGGCUGGGAGGGGAGCGUCGGACAAGGAGAGAAUCACGCCAAGAAAGCGACCCAGAGGAUGAUGAUGUUAAAAAGCCAGCUUUGCAGUCUUCAGUUGUAGCUACCUCCAAAGAGCGUACACGGAGAGACCUUAUCCAGGAUCAAAAUAUGGAUGAAAAAGGAAAGCAAAGGAACCGGCGAAUAUUUGGCUUGUUGAUGGGCACCCUUCAGAAAUUUAAACAAGAGUCUACUGUCGCUACUGAAAGGCAAAAGAGACGCCAGGAAAUUGAACAAAAACUUGAAGUGCAGGCAGAAGAGGAGAGAAAGCAGGUUGAAAAUGAGAGGAGAGAACUAUUUGAAGAGAGGCGUGCAAAACAGACAGAACUGCGGCUUUUGGAGCAGAAGGUUGAGCUUGCGCAGCUGCAAGAAGAAUGGAAUGAGCAUAAUGCCAAGAUAAUUAAAUAUAUAAGAACUAAGACAAAGCCCCAUUUAUUCUAUAUUCCUGGAAGAAUGUGUCCAGCCACCCAAAAACUAAUAGAAGAGUCACAGAGAAAGAUGAAUGCUUUAUUUGAAAGUAGACGCAUCGAAUUUGCAGAACAAAUAAAUAAAAUGGAGGCUAGGCCUAGAAGACAAUCAAUGAAGGAAAAAGAGCAUCAGAUGGUGCGUAAUGAAGAAAAGAAGGCGGAACAAGAAGAGGGUAAGGUGGCUCAGCGAGAGGAAGAGUUGGAGGAGACAGGUAAUCAGCACAAUGAUGUAGAAAUAGAGGAAGCAGGAGAGGAAGAGGAAAAGGAAAUAAGUAUAGUUCAUAGUGAUGCAGAGAAAGAACAGGAGGAGGAGGAACAAAAACAGGAAAUGGAGGUUAAGAUGGAAGAGGAAACUGAGGUAAGGGAAAGUGAAAAGCAGCCAGAUAGUCAACCUGAGGAAGUUUUGGAUGUGCUAGAAAUGGUGGAGAGUGUCAAAAAUGUAAUUGCUGAGCAGGAGGUAAUGGAAACCAAUCAAGUUGAAAGUUUAGAACCUUCAGAAAAUGAAACUAACAAGGAAUUGGAGCCAGAAAUGGAGUUUGAAGUUGAGCCAGAGAAAGAAUGUAAGUCUCUUUCUCCUUCGAAAGAGAAUGCUAAUGCUCUAGAAAUGGAAAAUGAGCCUGAGGACAAAGAAGAGAAAGAAUCUGAGCCCCAACCCGAGCCUAUGGCUCAGGCUCAGCCCCAGCCCCAGCCCCAGCCCCUGGCUCAGCCUCAGCUUCAGCCUCAGCCUCAGCCUGAGCCUCAGCCUCAAUCUCAAUCUCAAUCUCAAUCUCAGUCCCAAUCAGUACUCCAGCCCCAGCCUCUCUCUCAGCCUGAGACUUUGCCAUUAGCUGUUGUACAGUCAUCACCUCAGGUUAUUCAGGAGCAAGGGCAUUUACUACCUGAAAGGAAGGAGUUACCUAUAGGAUCGGUAAAACUCACUGAGGUGACAGUAGAGCCAGUUGUGACAGUACAUCCGGAGAGCAAAUCUAAAACCAAAACUAGGAGCAGAAGUAGAGGUCGAGCUAGAAAUAAAACAAGCAAGAGUAAAAGCCGGAGCAGUAGCAGUAGCAGUUCUAGUAGCAGUUCAACCAGUAGCAGCAGUGGAAGCAGUUCCAGCAGUGGCAGUAGUAGCAGUCGAAGUAGUUCCAGUAGCAGCUCCAGUACAAGUGGCAGCAGCAGCAGAGACAGUAGCAGCAGCACUAGUAGUAGCAGUGAGAGUAGAAGUCGGAGUAGGGGCCGGGGACAUAAUAGAGAUAGAAAGCACAGAAGGAGUGUGGAGCGGAAGCGAAGGGAUACAUCAGGAGUAGAAAGGAGUCACAAAUCUUCAAAAGGAGGCAGUAGUAGAGAUACAAAAGGAUCAAAGGAUAAGAAUUCCCGGUCCGACAGAAAGAGGUCUAUAUCAGAGAGUAGUCGAUCAGGCAAAAGAUCUUCAAGAAGUGAAAGAGACCGAAAAUCAGACAGGAAAGACAAGAGGCGUUAA
Pipistrellus nathusii (Nathusius's pipistrelle) is the source of this 2214-nucleotide messenger RNA. NCBI's taxonomy places the organism in Eukaryota, Metazoa, Chordata, Mammalia, Chiroptera, Vespertilionidae. The record is from the annotation of a GenBank genome assembly.